AUGAGUGCCGAGCGAUCCAAACUCUACGUAGAUUUACCUGGCUUUACUCCGUCAGUUAUCACUGGUGAUCAGUUACGUCCAGACCUUCUCUUGGCAAUUGAAAAUAAAGUUUUAUAUGUUUUGGAACUGACUGUUGGCUUUGAAACAAAUCUUAACUCUAACUCAGACCGAAAACAUAAAAAAUACCUGCCGCUUAUUUCAGAUCAAGAAAGUAACUAUGAUAAGGUAAAAUUUGUUAAUGUAUCCAUAAGCUCGCUAGGCGUGUUUGGUCAAUCGACGAACACCUUAACUGAUAUGCUCAAGGAACUGAAGUUUGAUGAACAGCAAAUUAAAAUAAUACAUUAA
Molecule: messenger RNA, 345 nt
Organism: Paramuricea clavata
Lineage: Eukaryota; Metazoa; Cnidaria; Anthozoa; Malacalcyonacea; Plexauridae
Source: the annotation of a GenBank genome assembly